Molecule: messenger RNA, 2038 nt
Organism: Uloborus diversus
Lineage: Eukaryota; Metazoa; Arthropoda; Arachnida; Araneae; Uloboridae
Product: glucose dehydrogenase [FAD, quinone]-like
Exons: 13
Coding region: 1-1896 (631 amino acids)
Molecular function (GO): flavin adenine dinucleotide binding; oxidoreductase activity, acting on CH-OH group of donors
Source: RefSeq, a predicted model, not a curated record
AUGAAAGAAUCAUUGGGAAAACUUGCAGGAAUAAACCUAGAAAAUGAGGUAAAAUAUCAAGUUCCAUUCGUGAAUUCUACUUUACUCCCGCUGCUUCUUUUAUCACUCACAUCUCAGAAGCAUUCGCCUGAAACAAAAACCAAGUUUGAUGAAGAAUAUGACUACAUCGUAGUUGGUGGUGGAGUCGCCGGAUCAGUUGUUGCCAGUCGCUUGUCGGAAGUUCUGGAUGUGACAGUCCUGCUUCUGGAAGCCGGCGGAGUGCCUCCACUCCUAACUGAUAUACCAGGAGCUUCAAAGACUUUCAUUUCUUCUGGUUUGGGAUGGGGCUAUCGUACGGUACCACAGAAAUACAUUGGAGGAAAUGUUAAACAUAGGACUCUACCAAUUGCUAGUGGAAAAGUUCUUGGUGGAGGAAGUGCAAUCAACGGAAUGGUAUAUGUUCGUGGAAAUAAACAGAACUUCGAUGACUGGGCUUGGAAUGGAGCUUUUGGUUGGAGCUAUAGAGAAGUACUUCCAUACUUCAAGAAGAUGGAGGACAACAAAAACACAGAAUUUCUUAAAAAUGGUACGACGCUUGGCAUUGUGACUUGUUUACUUUCUACCUAUGCGAGAAUGGGCAAAUUACGUGUACAAGGAUUUCAUGGAACGGGAGGACCAUUGACCGUUGAAACACCUCAGUACCAUUCGAAAGUUUCAAUUGCGGCAAAAGAAGCGGCAUUAAGCUUGGGAUAUGAAUUCGUUGACAUCAAUGGGCCGAAACAAACUGGUUUUUAUGAGUAUCAGUCAACCAUAAGAGAAGGACAAAGAUGCAGUACUGCAAAAGCAUAUUUAGUGCCAGCGGAAAACAGAGCAAAUCUGGAUAUAAUUACUAACGCCAUGGCAACAAAGAUAGUGAUUGAACAAAAACGAGCUGUAAGCGUAUUGUUUGAAAUUGAGGGAUGUCGUCACGAAGUAAGAGCCAGGAAAGAAAUUAUAUUGUCUGCUGGUGCUUUGAAAACACCCCAAUUGCUGAUGCUGUCAGGAAUUGGACCGAUGGCGGAACUAAAGAAGUUCAAUAUUCCUGUGGUUGCAGAUUUACCAGUUGGUUUGAAUUUGCAAAGUCAUGUCAUUACUUUUAUGGGGUAUGAGGUUGACGAAUCUAUCAAGAAUUUUGAAGAAGAAAUUAAGGAAGAAAAGAAUAUUUUAGAUUAUAUAUAUAAUCGAACCGGACCAUUGACAUUACCCGAAGGAUUCUAUUUGUUGGCCUUUUUAAACACACGUAAAACUAGCCCAGCUUUCGAUCAACCACAAGUAACUUUAUACAUCGCAGACUUUUUCACAGCAGUUCCCGUAGACGAUCUCGAUUUUAGUCAGGAGGUUGUAAAGAAUUACUUUGACCCCUAUCGGAAGAAGAACACCGUAGCAUGUGUGGUAUCGAACCUAAACACUAAAAGCAUUGGGACAAUCACUCUGAAAUCAAAGGACCCACGCCAGGAGCCUCUCAUAGAUCCAAAUAUGCUCGCGAAUUUUCGUGACGUUCAAGAUCUAGUUGAAGGUAUGAAAUUAUGCAGAAAUCUUAUGUCAACACCGGCAAUGAGGAAUAUUGGUGCAAAGCCUUUUGAAAACUUAGUUCCUGGAUGCGAGGAAUACGAAGAUGAUGACGAACUAUACUUGAGGUGUUAUGUCAGAAACAUUGUCAUGGAAGGAGCGCACUUGGUUGGCACAGCGAAAAUGGGAAGCGAUCAAGAUCCAACAGCAGUUGUAGAUGCUGAAUUGAGAGUGAAAACGAUUGAAGGUCUGCGAGUUGUUGAUGCAUCAGUUAUGCCAAGUGUCCCGUGGGGAAACACUUACAUUCCAACAGUGAUGAUAGCGGAGAAAGCUUCAGACAUGAUCAAGCGUGAUCUUUCUACAAAAUAAAAAAUAACACGAAAAAAUAUUUCAUAAUAGCAGCAGCAUUUCGUCUGUUUGUUAUAAUAAUAGUACCCUAAUAUGUUAUAAUAUUUUUGCCCAAAUAAAUAAUAUUUAUGAUUAACAGCAUAGUUUGUAUAUUGAAUUGCAA